This is a messenger RNA of Colletotrichum karsti, 1824 nucleotides long. RefSeq lists its product as uncharacterized. The transcript has 2 exons. NCBI's taxonomy places the organism in Eukaryota, Fungi, Ascomycota, Sordariomycetes, Glomerellales, Glomerellaceae. Bases 1 to 1824 code for a protein of 607 amino acids. The record is from RefSeq and is a predicted model, not a curated record.
AUGGGCGGCAAAGUCUGGUCCCCUGAAGAGGAGCGCGUCUACUGGCGUGUCAUCAUUCCUCAAUCGCAGAAGCGCGCUGGUCGCAGCCAUCUGCAGACAAAGAGCUGGGAGGACCUGGCCAUUGUUAUGCAGUCACAUAUGAGUGCUGAUGCUAAGCGCAACUACACUGGCCUCGGACUCUUCGAGCACUACUUUGCCAACAUUGAAAAGCGCCGCCUCUCACCUAACGCCACUAAGUAUGUGCGUGAGUACAAAGAGGCCCUUGAGCGAGCCGCUCAAGAAGAGGAGGAGGAGACAGAGGUUGAGGACAAUGGCUUUGACGAGGAUGCCACCAUCUCCGACCAUAGCCAGAAUGACCCCUCUCACACGGGCGAGACGACCGAGGAAGAGGUGAUGUCAGAUUCCGACAUCUAUGAGGACAAGGAGAACAGACCUUUUUCUUCUGCUCGUGAGCCUCUUGCUCCUCUUCCUCUCCCCACCUCUACUUACGGCCCUUCGCGUCCUGCUAUCGACCCAGUUGCCAACCUCAGAUUUUCUGGUACAACGCGUCUUCCUAUUGACCCAGUUGCCAACCUCAGAAUCUCUGGAACAACGCGUCUCCCUAUCGAUCCUGUUGCCAACCUCAGAAUCUCUGUCAACCUUCCCCGUCUCGGAUCCAAUCGACAAUUUCAAACCAGUUCUGUGCGCGACACUCUCCGCAACGAACUCACGAGAGAUCCUCCCGAUUACGGCUUCCGACCCCAACCUCACGAGAGUCAUCACCAGCACUUCCCAGCCAUGUCUCACGAGCACGACGCAAGCAACUCGAUGCCCCAGGAGGAGGUUCCUGCCCAUCUUCGAGGCAGGCCUGAGGACUACGAGGAUGGCGGUCGCUACUUCUGCCUGCCCACUCCGGACUACCGCUACAUCACCCCAGAGGACUAUGCUGCUCAAUAUGGGCCUCCUCCUUACACGAACAACGCCAACUUCAGCCUUUCGCGAGAGACGCGCCCUUCUAACAUGGCCAACUUGUCUUUUGAGACUCACACCGUCUCCAUCCCUGAGGGCGCCGGCCCUCCUUCUGGCACGAACAACGCCAACUUCAGCCUUUCGCGAGAGACGCGCCCUUCUAACAUGGCCAACUUGUCUUUUCAGACUCACACCGUCCCCAGCCCUGAGGUCGCCUUCGCUCCCCAAAGCGACAGCCCCAUACGCCAAUCCAACCAGACGGUCACCUCGGGAAUUUCACAGUCGCCUCCUCGCAAUGAGAGAAACAUCAAAUCCCAUGGCAAGAAGGGCUCUCAGCAAGGUCUUCAACCCAGUCUCAAGCGCAGCUACGAGGACUUUAGCGAUGAUGGAAGCGCCCCGACGCAUCAAUACACUGCGCCUGCCGCUCGCAUGUCGCCUGCCCCAGCCUAUGCUGCUCCCGUCGCGGAGAUGAACCCCAACCCUGCCGACUCCUAUCCUCCCCCGUCGCACCCGUAUUGUGCUCAGGGUGGAGCUCCGCACCCGGCCUUGCGCUCUUUGAGCUCGUCUGGCGUCUUCGCACACACCACCUACAAUCCUGCCAACGAUAAGGAAAAGAAACCCGAGGGACAGAGACCCACGGGCCCCUACGAGGGACCGAUUCCGGACUGUAUCAUGCGUCCCGAGCCCGCCCACGUCCAGAACCAGAGAGUUCGGGACCAUCCUCACUUCGGACUUUUCCCUGAGGAACUUCAAGAGACGGAGGAGCAGUGGCUUAAGAAACUGGACAAGGAGUUCCAGUACUACGAGAUGCCGCCCCCGCCGCCUCCCGCCGAGCGCAACUUCUCCCAGCGACCUCCUUCCGGACGCAAGGACUAG